Cetraspora pellucida is the source of this 1842-nucleotide messenger RNA. NCBI's taxonomy places the organism in Eukaryota, Fungi, Glomeromycota, Glomeromycetes, Diversisporales, Gigasporaceae. The record is from the annotation of a GenBank genome assembly.
AUGUCAUCUAUGAAAAAUCGUCCUCAGGCAGGCGACUAUAUAAAAUCUGCUAAAGGCGUAUCGUUUUCUUAUGCGAUUGGUUUAAAUACUUUUCAGAAAGGAACUCUCGGAGAUAAAGACAGUUAUGUAACGGGAACUUUACAUUUCAAUUAUGGGAAACCUCAACAAAUUAAGAGUGUUUGCCUUAAUUUUAAAGGCGUCGAAAAAACAACUUGGCAUAAAUCUCAAGCCAGGACAAAAGCCGUUUAUUCAGGUGAACAUACUAUCGUCGAUCUAUUAGAAGAAGUUUGGAAAACCGAUAAUCCGGAUGGUGGUAUCAUGAAUUUAGAUAUUCCAUUUAAAAUCAAACUUCCUAAUAAUUUACCUGAUACAAUUGAAACUGAAAUUGGUUCAAUUGAUUAUGUUCUUCGUGCUGUUAUUUCUCGUAAAGGAAGUUUAGGAUUAUCAACUUCAACUCAAGUUGCUGAAAUUAAAUGUCCAUUAAAAAGAACUUUAAUUUUAAAUAGCUCUGAUAAUGUUCCUUAUAAAUUACGUGGUGAAUCCAGAUGUGGUAUCGAUUAUCUUUUUAGUCUACCACCAAAAAACAAUUUUAAUCCUGGUGCAUACGUUUCUAUCCCCAUGAGAAUUCGCUUCUUAAAACCGGGUUGCAGUGUUGAAAGAAUUGAGAUGACUAUAAAAACUUGUAUGGAUUUUAGAUGUAGUAUUCCAACUGAGACACGUCAUGUCAAAGAAAUUGCUACCUCUUUAUUAAUUCCACGUCAAGAACUUAGAUAUACAAACCGAUCAUCUUCUGAUCAAUUUGACAAUGAAUGCUCACACACUAUUAAUCUAUUCGUUCCACGUAACAUUCAACCAACUUAUUCCGGUCGUUAUAUCAGCAUUAAUCAUCAACUUUGCAUAAAGUUUUGCUUAUGGGGCGCUGAUAACGAUUUUCAAGUAGAAGAAAGUAUAAGAGUUACAAAUGUUUUUGAUCAGCAACAACAAUCUUCUAAUGGUCAAUCUUCAUCUCAUUCCAACGUUUCUCCAACCUUUCAACGAACUAAAUCUCCUGAAGAAGAUACCGCUGAAGUUUAUGCUGAUGCUUAUAUUACAAAUGAGUGUGAAGUUGGAACUGCUGCAUAUUUAAAUCCAAGUGAUCGUGAUCAAGUCGAAAGAGCCUCUAAUUAUUCUAGUCAUUCUAGUCGUCCAUCUCAACAUUCUUUAAAAAUCGUCACCGAUCCGGAUCCUCAAUCCUUACCACCAUCAUACCCUAAAAUGUCUAAUGAACCAGUGCGUCAUAAAGCUCAUUAUAAUAAUUCAAUAAAUAGUGAAGUGGGACGCCCUAAAGUUUUAUACCAUUCUUCAUCAGCGGAUGACUUAAAUUACUCUAAAGUACCUUAUAUUUCAGCAACUAGUAAUAUAAUUCAUAAUUAUAUUUCAAAUGACGAUCAAUUUUAUUCCUAUGGAUUUGAUGAUGAGGAUGGUUCAACUUUAAGUCGUGAUGAUUUAUUACUCCAACAGAAAAUGCAACUCCGCCUUGCCCCUCUUCCUGCAAUACCUGUUAACAUGAAACAGGAUAUGAUCUUAUCUCCUACUCCUCGUGUGCAGACUGGAAAAGCCAUCAGGAGUCUUAAUGCUAGUGUCGGUAACAACAAUUAUCCACCUCCCUACGAUCAUGAACGUGGUCAACCCAUCAUUUAUGUCCCAAUGACACCACAACAAAUGCAAAUGAUGAUUGACACCAAACAGAUUCAAUCCAGAAGACAACAUCAUCCACCCACCACAAAACCUCCAGUUACUAAUCCACCUCUUUAUCAUGAUGAGCAAAACCAAAUAAUUGAUGAAAGUACUUAUUAUGCAUAA